Ectocarpus sp. CCAP 1310/34 is the source of this 1478-nucleotide messenger RNA. The record is from the annotation of a GenBank genome assembly. NCBI's taxonomy places the organism in Eukaryota, Phaeophyceae, Ectocarpales, Ectocarpaceae.
CGCUGUCUGUCACCACACCACCGACAGCGUUACCUAGACGUAGGCACCAUGUGGCCAACGACGAUAGCGUUGCUUGCAAUCGGCGCCCACCAUGCGGCGGCUUUUGUGGUGGCCCCCGGCACUGCCCUUGGACGCCAGGGGCCAGCGGCGGCAAGAUCAGCAGCUACGAGAUGCGGCGCAUCUACGGUCGCGAUGAGCGCCACCAAGCUCGUGCCCUUCUCCAAGUACCAGGGACUGGGCAACGAUUUCAUCCUCGUGGACAAUAGAGAGGAAGCGGAGCCAAUGCUCACGGCUGAAGAGUCUGCUAGCUUGUGCGAUAGACGUUACGGCAUCGGCGGAGACGGCGUUAUCUUUGCCCUUCCGGGGUCCGACGACAUGGACUACUCGAUGCGGAUCAUCAACUCAGACGGGUCCGAGCCGGAGAUGUGCGGGAACGGGAUUCGCUGUAUGGCCAGGUUUCUGGCCGACCUGGAGGGGAAGAAGAAGGCCGAGUACAAGAUCCACACGCUGGCGGGUACAAUCAUCCCCUUGGCGCGAGAGGACGGGCUAGUGACGGUGGACAUGGGACCGCCGGAGCUUAACGGGCCCAAGGUGCCCAGCACUCUGCCCACUAAUGACGAUGGGGUUGUGCUGAAGGAGCCGAUCAAGGUGGAUGGCAAGGAUUGGGAGGUCACAUGCGUGAGCAUGGGCAACCCGCACGCCGUUGUCUUCGUUCCGGACGUGGACGCGUUGGACCUGCCGACCAUUGGGCCCCAGUUCGAGACCCAUCCUUCUUUCCCGGCCAAGAUCAACACCGAGUUCGUGCAGGUCUUGAACAGGGGGCACGUGAAGAUGGUGGUCUGGGAGCGGGGAUGCGGCAUCACCCAGGCCUGUGGUACCGGCGCCUGCGCGCUCGUGGUCGCCUCAGUCCUCGCGGGCUUGGCGGACCGCAAGUGCACGGUGACCCUGCCCGGGGGAGACCUGCAGAUCGAAUGGCGGGAGUCGGACGGGAAGGUGUACAUGACGGGGCCGGCGGAGCUGGCUUUUCAGGGAGACGCCGUGGUGCGGUGACACCUUGGUUUCUUCUUGUUCUAGGUCGAAGCGAAAUUUUGGCGGUUGCGGGAGGGCUAGGUUGUGAAGGUUUUGAUUAAUGCUGCGAGCCGCAGUAGUUGGAAAGAACUCGGGAGCGUUUGUUGGAAGUUGGGGGAAGGGGAUCUGGUGUGUGUGUGUAUCGAUCCGACGCAUGUUGGACAUUUCACCGGGAGUGUUGAAGGUGUUAGGUGGGUUGAUGGAAAUCAGUGUGCGGUGACGCUUGUGGAUGGUUUUGAAGGCGUGUUUUUUGUUGGCUGCCCUUCGAAACAGCCUUCCAGAAUUGACUCCGUCGUCUUGGCGGCGGGGGAUGGAGAUCUGCGCCAAACUUCGCAGAAGCAAUGUUUGCCAAAGUUUUUGUGCUGACAUGACGCACGCGAAACAUGUGCAGGGGGGGUGUACUCAUGGUC